Messenger RNA from Grosmannia clavigera kw1407, 606 nucleotides. Its product is annotated as peptidyl-tRNA hydrolase 2. The record is from RefSeq and is a predicted model, not a curated record. NCBI's taxonomy places the organism in Eukaryota, Fungi, Ascomycota, Sordariomycetes, Ophiostomatales, Ophiostomataceae. Gene Ontology annotation, molecular function: peptidyl-tRNA hydrolase activity. The transcript has a single exon. Bases 1 to 606 code for a protein of 201 amino acids.
AUGGCCGCCAUAGACCGCGUGCUCGUCGUGAGCUUGGGCAACCCGGCGCCUUACCGGAACACGCUCCACUCGGCCGGCCACCUGGCGCUGGAGGCGCUGCGACGCGAGCUGCAGCUUCCGCCGUUUGCGUCGCGCCGUAUUGGCCGGCAGGCCGCCCAGGUCUCUCCGGUCUCGGCGGCCAGCCGCUACACGUUGGCGCAGAGCCCGACGCUGAUGAACGUGUCGGGGCCGUGGGUGGCGCGAGCAUGGGAGGAGGUGCUGCGCGGCAGCAGUGACGCGACCGGGGCUGGGCUCAUCGUCUUGCAUGACGACCUCGAAGAGGCGCUCGGCGUGGUCAAGAUCCGGCCGUGGGAGCGCAGCCACCGGGGCCACAACGGGCUCAAGAGUAUCAACGCGAGCCUGCGGCGGUCAGUCCAUCCGGCGGCGCGGUGGGCCAAGCUGUCAGUCGGGAUCGGGCGGCCAGACACGCGCGACCGGUCAUCCGUCUCGGACUACGUCCUCCGGCCGCUCGACGGACACGAAAAGACGGUGCUCGGGAGCCAGGUCGGCGCCGGCGUGCUGGCGGCAGUGCAAGCAAUUGAGGCGAGCUGGGCUGCGCAACAGUAG